AUGGCCAUUUUGGGAGGAGCUGAACUCUGUUUUCCACAACUCAUAAACAUUUCCUGCAAGAAAUCCAUGCAGCUUCAUUCUGAGAACAUUUUCGUUUAUGUGCUGCUGUCCUGCAUCUCGUUUGUGACCGUGACUCUCAACCUGCUUGUCAUCAUCUCUAUCUCCCACUUCAGGCAGCUCCACACCCCCACUAACAUCUUUCUCCUGUCGCUGGCUGUCUCAGACUUCUUGGUUGGACUUCUGCUGAUGCCAUUUCGGCUCCUCCUGACAGAAGGAUGCUGGGUUUUAGGAAGUUUAAUGUGUGCACUUUUCAACUUUAUAUCAUUUAUCAUCACCUCUGCCUCAGUAGGAAACAUGGUGCUGAUAUCAGCUGAUCGGUAUGUGGCCAUCUGUGACCCUCUGCAUUACCAAACUAAAGUCACCAACUGGAGAGUUAAAAUCUGUGUGUGUGUGUGUUGGCUUUGCUCUGUGUUUUAUAAUGGAGUGAUACUGAAGGACCAUCUGAAAAAUCCAGACAUAUAUAAUUCCUGCUAUGGGGAGUGUGUGCUUUUAAUUGAGUUAUUGAUAGGUGUUUUUGAUCUCAUUUUGACCUUUAUUGGCCCCAUCACAGUCAUCAUAGUUCUGUACAUGAGAGUAUUUGUGGUGGCGGUGUCUCAGGCUCAAGCCCUGAGGUCUCAUGUUGCAUCCGUCACUCUGCAGGGUUCAGUUCCUGUAACUGCUAAGAAGUCAGAGAGAAAAGCAGCUACAGCUCUCGGUGUUGUUGUGCUGGUGUUUAUAUUAGGUUUUUGUCCUUAUUAUUAUCCUGCAUUUACAGGACAUGAGCUGGUAUCCAGUGAAGUGUUUUCAAAUUUAGGAAUCUGGCUGUUUUAUUUCAACUCUUGUCUUAAUCCAAUUAUCUAUGCAUUUUUCUAUCCUUGGUUCAGGAAGUCUCUUAAGCACAUUGUUAAACUUCAGAUUCUGCAGCCUGAUUCCUUUGAUGCCAGUAUAUUGUAGAAAUGUCAGCUAAGUCUUCAAAAAGACACAA
Molecule: messenger RNA, 1024 nt
Organism: Nothobranchius furzeri (turquoise killifish)
Lineage: Eukaryota; Metazoa; Chordata; Actinopteri; Cyprinodontiformes; Nothobranchiidae
Product: trace amine-associated receptor 13c-like
Biological process (GO): G protein-coupled receptor signaling pathway
Cellular component (GO): membrane
Molecular function (GO): trace-amine receptor activity
Source: RefSeq, a predicted model, not a curated record